Molecule: messenger RNA, 1907 nt
Organism: Elaeis guineensis (African oil palm)
Lineage: Eukaryota; Viridiplantae; Streptophyta; Magnoliopsida; Arecales; Arecaceae
Product: galactan beta-1,4-galactosyltransferase GALS1
Cellular component (GO): cytoplasm
Molecular function (GO): glycosyltransferase activity
Source: RefSeq, a predicted model, not a curated record
CUCACCGACCCUCUCUCCCUCCUUCCUCCUUCCUUCCUCUCUCCCUCCAACAAAGACCCAGAAAAAAAAGCACUUCCUCUUCCUCUCACACAAGAUAAAGGAAGGGAAAGGCCACAAGAGGAAGAAGAAGAGGAGUCUACGGGAGAAAUGAAGCCCAACCUGAGGAAAGAUGGGGUUUGUGGAGGAAAUGCAGGAAAUGGUGGAGCUUCCCCUCCACUCCCCCUCCCCUGUUUUGAUGUGAAGCCAUUCAUUGCCACCCUUGUAGUUCUCACCCUUCUCAUGGCCAUGUGGCAGCUCCAACCCUACGAAUCCCUCCUCUCCUCUCGCCCCUCCUCUUGCCCUCUCCCCAACUCCACUCUCCCACUCUCAAAAUCCAAGCUUUCCUCCUCUCCUGUUCCCCCUGUUUCCAACUCCACCCCUGCAGUCCAAAAAGCUCCCGUUUUUAUCCCGCCACCGGACCCAAAUAAGAGAGUUUUCCGGGCCUACGGCAGCGCCGCCGCGCUCUUCGUCCAGAUGGGCGCCUACCGCGGCGGCGCCACCACCUUCGCCGUCGUCGGCCUCGCCUCCAAGCCCACCCACGUCUUCGGCACCUCUUGGUUCAAAUGCGAGUGGGUUUCCAACAACCCCUCCGUCGCCCCCGUCCGCGCCAAGGCCUACAAGAUCCUCCCCGACUGGGGCUACGGCCGCGUCUACACCGUCGUCGUCGUCAACUGCACCUUCCCUUACAACCCCAAUUCCGACAACGCUGGCGGCAAGCUUCUUCUCCACGCCUACUACUCCACCACCUCUCGCCGCUAUGAAAAGUUCGUGGCUUUGGAGGAGUCUCCAGGCUCCUACAACGAAUCCCAUUACCAGCCACCGUUCCAGUAUGAAUACCUCUACUGUGGCUCCUCCUUGUAUGGGAAUUUGAGUGCUAGCAGGAUGAGAGAAUGGAUGGCCUACCACGCUCACUUCUUUGGUCCCAAUUCCCAUUUCGUCUUCCACGACGCCGGUGGCAUCCGGCCGGAGGUGAAGGCAGUGCUCGAGCCGUGGGUGAAAGCUGGGCGGGCGACGGUGCAGGACAUCCGUGCGCAGGCGGAGUAUGAUGGCUACUACUACAACCAGUUCUUGGUGGUGAAUGAUUGCCUCCACCGGUAUCGGCACGCCGCCAAUUGGACCUUCUUCUUCGAUGUCGAUGAGUACUUGUAUUUGCCGGAGGGGCGGACGCUGGCGUCGGUGCUCGACAAGCUCUCAGGGUAUACUCAAUUCACCAUUGAGCAGAAUCCUAUGUCAAGUAAGCUGUGUGUGCUGGAUCCUAAGAAGGACUACUCCAAGGAAUGGGGCUUUGAGAAGCUGGUCUUCCGGAACUCAAUCACCGGAGUGCGGCGAGACCGUAAAUAUGCCAUUCAGGCGAGGAAAGCAUACGCCACCGGAGUUCACAUGUCGGAGAAUGUCAUCGGAAAGACGACCCACAAGACAGAGGACAUGAUCCGAUACUACCACUACCACAAUUCCAUCAACGUGUUGGGAGAGCCAUGCAGGGAAUUCAUUCCUUUGCCACCCAAAGGCAAUGUAACAUGGUUUGAGAAGAUCCCAUAUGUGUAUGAUGAUAAUAUGAAGCGUAUAGCCGGCACCAUCAAGCAGUUUGAGAAGGAAACAAUUGGAUCCAUCAGAACGUAGCCAUCACCAAAAACUCGGCAAAUCGUUUCAGCAUUCUUUGAGGGUGCCCUGGAGUAGUACUGAAUCUUCUCUGAAGUCUUAGCUUGCUUUCUCCUGGUAUUCUGGUAGAGGAUCCUCCAAACAAUACUGGGGAAAAAGGAGGUAAAGAAUGGGGAAGGAGAAGGAAUGCUGGAGGACCCCAGAUUGAUGUGUAAAGAUGUGGUUGUUCUCAUACUCUUUAGGCUUCUGUUGAUUUGGUUUCCCUCACC